Messenger RNA from Baudoinia panamericana UAMH 10762, 309 nucleotides. RefSeq lists its product as uncharacterized. Lineage: Eukaryota; Fungi; Ascomycota; Dothideomycetes; Mycosphaerellales; Teratosphaeriaceae. Bases 1 to 309 code for a protein of 102 amino acids. The record is from RefSeq and is a predicted model, not a curated record. The transcript is spliced from 2 exons.
AUGUGUCGCACAGUCUUCUGGAAAUCACCAUAUUGCGGCCAUUGCUGGCUAGAGCUUGAUAAGCCAUGCAAGGAAGGCAUGAAUCUACUCACAUGCGCCGACUUCAGCGAAGACGAAUCUCGCACAGCGAAAAUGCCAGGAUUCCCGGGACAUUGGGCUCCUCCAGACGAGUGUCCACAGUGCGACUACAAAGAAUAUGACAUGCGGCGCAGGAGGAUGUGCCAGAUGAGGCGAUAUGGCUACCGCAUAGGUACCGGAGCGAGUAAGACGCAGCCCGGCUUUGAUCUGAUUUGCUGCAAUAUGAUGUGA